Molecule: messenger RNA, 1115 nt
Organism: Etheostoma spectabile (orangethroat darter)
Lineage: Eukaryota; Metazoa; Chordata; Actinopteri; Perciformes; Percidae
Product: protein PLANT CADMIUM RESISTANCE 9
Exons: 8
Coding region: 369-1094 (241 amino acids)
Source: RefSeq, a predicted model, not a curated record
UGCUACAGGCGGUUAGACGAUUGCUUAGGGACGUCUACAAAUUACAACACCGAAAAGAGAUACAACAAACAUAUUUAUUAAUUUAAUGAGUAAAUAAGUUAGUGUCUCCAAAACUUAUCUCAGUUAUAACUUGUCUCCUGCUAGUUGUAGGCCUACUUCAGCACUUACUUAAAAAAAAAAAAAAGUUAAAUUAAUAAAUAGUUUUGUUGUAUUUCUUUUUGGUGUUGUAAUUUGUAGAUGUCCCUAAGCACUCGUCUUACUGCCAGUAGUAGCAGCAGCAGCAACAGCAGCGGCAGCAGAGAGCAGAGCUAGUAUUCUUUUAAUCUGCAAGUUGUUGUUCACUGUGUGUGGCUACCGUCCAACAUCCGAUGGCAGAACAACCCUUGAUCGAGUGGAACAGUGGUCUCUUUGACUGCUUUGAAGAUGUGGCGACUUGUUGCUAUGGUUUCUGGUGCUGCCCUUGCCUUGCCAUCACAGUUUCAGAAAGAUUUGGAGAGAACCGUUGUCUCCCAUUAUGUGACAUAUGCACCCCCGCCAUUGCAUAUUGUGGGAUACCACCGUGUGUGGUGCGUCCUGCCGUCCUGUCUCUAAGGGUUGCCAUGCGAAACAGAUACGGUAUCAAGGGUUCUCUGUGUAAGGACAUUGCAGCUGCCUGUUGCUGCGAGACGUGCGCCUGGUGUCAGAUGCAUCGUGAGUUAAAACAUCGCAAAAAAACUCCCACUGUCAUCGUCAAUGUUACAAACGUGAAUGUGCAGCAGCCUGCUCCAGUUAUGAUGGCUCCUAUAAACCCUGCUCCAAUGAUGGCGGCUCCUGAAUGCCCUGCUCCAGGGAUGAUGGCUCCUAUAAACCCUGUUCCAAUGAUGGCGGCUCCUGAAUUCCCUGCUCCAGGGAUGAUGGCUCCUAUAAACCCUGUUCCAAUGAUGGCGGCUCCUGAAUUCCCUGCUCCAGGGAUCAUGGUUCCUCAAUACCCGGCUCCAAUUGGUCCUGAAAACCCUGCCCAAAUGAUGAUGCCUCCUGAGCAGCCUGCUCCAAUGAUGAUGGGUCCUAUAAAGCCUGCUCCAAUGAUGAUGGCUCCUGUAUACCAACACCAGUGAAUACCAAAGACAGAGAGUAUG